Micromonas commoda is the source of this 189-nucleotide messenger RNA. RefSeq lists its product with no specific name. Gene Ontology annotation, biological process: mitochondrial electron transport, ubiquinol to cytochrome c. The transcript is spliced from 3 exons. The coding region runs from base 1 to 189 and encodes 62 amino acids. The record is from RefSeq and is a predicted model, not a curated record. NCBI's taxonomy places the organism in Eukaryota, Viridiplantae, Chlorophyta, Mamiellophyceae, Mamiellales, Mamiellaceae.
AUGGUGUUCGAAGCGUUCUACAAGACGUUCAUGUCGCGCUCCAGCGUCUACGUGGGUGUCGUCAUCGCGGGUGCUCUCGUCGGCGAGAAGGUCGUGAACAACGGUUUCGACGCGCUCUGGGAGUCCCGCAACAAGGGCAAGCUGUACAAGGACAUCGUGGGCAACUUCCCCCCGAUGGAGGAGGAGUAA